This is a messenger RNA of Athene cunicularia (burrowing owl), 4944 nucleotides long. It is a transcript of the gene FAM199X, whose product is annotated as family with sequence similarity 199, X-linked. Bases 1 to 1095 code for a protein of 364 amino acids. Lineage: Eukaryota; Metazoa; Chordata; Aves; Strigiformes; Strigidae. The transcript has 7 exons. The record is from RefSeq and is a predicted model, not a curated record.
AUGUGCUCACUAGCUUGUGGCCAUAACAAUUUUCACUUAGGAGCCUUUUUUCUUGAUUUCAGGAAGACUAUCCCUGAUUAUGGACUUCUCAACUACAGCAGCGAGGAGACUGCACGCUCCCUUGGAUGCAGGUGGAACUUGACGUCCUGUGGAACCAGCGUAGCCAGCUCAGAGUGCAGCGAGGAGCUGUUCUCAUCGGUUUCAGUUGGUGAUCAAGACGACUGCUAUUCUCUGUUGGAUGACCAGGAGUUCACCUCUUUUGAUUUGUUCCCCGAGGGUAGUGUCUGCAGUGAUGUCUCUUCUUCGAUCAGCACAUACUGGGACUGGUCAGACAGUGAGUUUGAGUGGCAGUUGCCUGGCAGCGACAUUACAAGUGGGAGUGAUGUACUUUCCGAUGUUAUACCUAGUAUUCCAAGCUCUCCUUGUCUGCUUCCAAAAAAGAAAAACAAGCAUAGGAAUCUUGAUGAACUUCCAUGGAGUGCAAUGACAAAUGAUGAACAGGUUGAAUAUAUUGAAUAUUUGAGUCGCAAAGUCAGUACAGAGAUGGGCCUUCGAGAGCAACUUGAUAUUAUUAAAAUUAUUGAUCCUACUGCUCAGAUCUCACCUACAGAUAGUGAAUUCAUUAUUGAAUUGAACUGUCUCACAGAUGAAAAACUAAAACAGGUGAGAAACUAUAUCAAGGAACAUGGACCUCGUCAACGGUCUGGAAGAGAAAGCUGGAAGAGGAGUAGCUACAGUUGUGCAAGUACCAGUGGUGUGAGCGGUGCCAGUGCCAGCAGCAGCAGUGCCAGCAUGGUCAGCUCAGCAAGCAGCAGUGGUUCUAGUGUUGCUAACUCCGCUUCAAACUCGAGUGCCAACAUGAGUCGAGCGCACAGUGAUAGUAAUUUGUCCACAAGUGCUGCAGAAAGAAUCCGGGAUUCAAAAAAACGUUCCAAGCAACGGAAACUACAGCAAAAGGCCUUACGCAAGAGACAGCUGAAAGAACAAAGACAAGCUCGUAAGGAAAGACUGAGUGGAUUAUUUCUUAAUGAAGAAGUGCUCUCUUUAAAAGUGACUGAGGAGGACCAUGAAGGAGAUGUGGAUGUUUUAAUGUGACAGGGGUGAAUUUAUCAGUGUUCUUUCUAAGCCUUAAAUGUAUUAUCUUUAUUGUUUACAUAUAUUUCUUGACCAAAUUUUGAUUAGUGUUAACAGUAUAAACCAGAUCUUUUCUCAAGCGUAAUUUUGGUAAGAAGGUCUAAGUAUUGAGUAACUUCAGCUUUUUGAGACUAAUUUUGCAACAAAGACUUCAGAAACUUAACUGUCUUCUGAAAAGCUGCUGAAUAGAUAGAAUUUUAAGGAAAUUUUAACUUGGCUAACAUGCUAUCUUUCUCACAAGAUGUAAAUCUAAGGGUGCUUUUGAAUGACACUAGGCAUGCAUUACUAUGCUUCAUCUUUUUUGUUUUUUCCAACUUAGAGUUAAUAUUACACUUGGCUUGUUCUGUCUUCCUUUCCCAUUAUUAGGAGGAUUUUUUAGCACAGGAAAAAAAUCUUCCGUUCUAUAGGGCUUUCUUCAAGUCUUGCUCUUGGAUCUUGCAAAAUCAAAGUACUGUGAUAAAGGCUUCUUUAGAAGUUGUGAUUUAACUCAAAAAACUACACAGAAAGUAAGAAGCGGGCACAGAUAAUGCCUAAUAACGUUGUUCUUUAAGAAGUAAUUAGAAUUCAGAAAAAAACGACUUGCAAGCUUAGUCUUCAGAAAGUUACUUUGCUGCUCAAUAUCUUAUAGUAUGAUUAUUACUAAUGGUUCACCAGUAUAUCCCUAGUAUUGCUACGAAAAAACUCAAAUAAAAACAUCUUUAUGCAUUGAAAGUACACUAAUCUGCAACUAAGAUGUCUAGGACACUACUUACAAUAGUUAAAAAUGAUACUGGAAACAGAAGUGCAAACAAGUGGCACACAACUUUGGUGGCUUUUUUCCCCAGAAGCAUUUCUAAAUAGAUUCAAGUUGGCAGGAGAAUUUAAUUAAUGCAGCUGUGCUUUUUAAUUGUAUGUUUAGCUGAGGAUGUUUCUUCUGUGUGGGUUGUUACACCAUUACAUGUUUCAGAGUUCUUCUUUUGUUGUCUAUCUACUUUUGAAAUUUCUCUUGCUAAGAAAAUGAGGUAAAAUUGUGGCUUUCGGGUAGGGAGGUAAAAGUAGUUUUAAUCUGUUUCCUAAUUCUGACAAUCUGUAAGCUGGCUUUUGCCUUUAUCUUGGAACUACUUGUUACAGAACUCCUUCCCUUCAGAGCUGAGCUAAAAAUGAUACUUCUAAAUUUCAAUGUGAAACUUAAAAGAUUCUGAAACUAUUUUCUAGUUUUGAGUUUAGGAAGUAAUUUUUCAUCAUCAUCAUGCUUAAUUACUUUCAUUUUGUUCUUGUGAAUUAAGGAGCUUGGCAGUUCAGUGUGGCCACAGGUGCCUGUAAUGGCAGGAUCUAGCCAAAUCCUACAGAAUUGCGUGAUCAACUUUAUAUAGGACUCCUUACAUUCAUUUUGCAUGUCCUGCACAGACUUAUUAGCCCUGACAGCUGAAGUAUUUUUCUUUCAGAAGUGGUAUUCCUUGCAGCCUCAAAAUAAACUGCUGGUUAAAGUAUCUGAACAAUGGCCUCUGAAAGGUCUUAGAAAUAAGUGAGUCAAACUAGUGUGUGUGAACUUAGUCACUCUUUACAACUGCUAGACAGCAGGUACCCAGACUUGUCCACUGACUGAUUAAAAGCUACGUAAUGUCAUUUUAAACUUGAGUGCUAGCUAUCCCAUAUGGCCAGUUAUUUGGCCACUAACCAGCGAGGACUGUUACCUGUCAGUAUUUGCUUGUACUGCACUAUAGCUGGUUGAUGCCUCCCUUCCCCCUGUAGAAACAAUACAAAAACUUCUUAACAGUAUACAAGUUACUGAGAACUUAUAUUGUCUUAAAUCUGGAGCUUUUUUUUAAAUAUCGUUGAUGUAAGAAAAAAUUGAAUUGAUGUCAAUUCAGCUGAUUUCAGGGUGCAGUCAUUGAACUCUUGCAGCUUACCAUGGCUGUAGUGGAUGAAUUCAUCAUGAAACAUUUCACUGUGUGUACACUUGUCACAGUUCAGUACAGUAUAACCUUUAUUUUCUGCAGUGACUUUAAAAUGUGAUUUUUUUUCCUCCCUGAAGAAAAAUAUAUGCUUAAUCCUGUAGAGAAUUGAGACUCUGAAAUGAAUUGUAAGAAAGGUGCAAUAUCUCAGUGUGGUGGAGCAUUGAAAGUGUGUCACUUUAUUCUCUUUCAGCAGUUCUUCAGAGUUUAAAAUCCCUCAGGCUUUGUUGAGAGAAGACCCCCUUGUUUUGAUGAGGUACAGUUCUUUUUGGUUACCUGUCCACUAGCUUCCAGAGAUCAUGAAAUGAGGGAGGAUAGUAUUUCCAUCUUGAUCUUAGUGUGAGCACAUAAGUGUAAAUUAAUCCAAGUGAUUAGAUGGGUCCAGUUGCUCAUCUGUUACAUUGGAUGAAAAGGUCCUGGGUGCCACAGGAGCUGAUUGUAGUAAGUUGUCUCCAGCUGGGUACUUCAGUCACUUGUUAGCUCUGUAAUCUCUUAGUCCCAGAAUGCUUAUAACCUAAGAAUACAAAACUCUGAAUGUUCUGUUAAGAAUGCAGAAUAACAUCCUGCUUGCCUGAAUGUUGGUCUUUGCCAAGUACUUGGUAUCUUAGAGCAUCAGGCCUGAAGUAGCUGUGGGAUUCAAGAGUUCUUACAUACUUCUACAUGUUUGGGUUUUUUCUUUUUUCAUCCUUCUUAGUUCUAGUGACACACUCAUUUUAUGGAGGGGGGAGGUGAUUUUUGUCAUAUUCUUGUCUUUCCCUGCAAUAUGCUUUCUGCUUCUCAGGGAAAUGGUUGAGUCACCAUCCCUGGAGGUAUUUAAGACAUGUAGAUGUGGUGCUUAGGGACAUGGUUUAGUGGUAGACUUGGCAGUGUUAUGUUUAUGGUUGGACUAGAUGAUCUUAAAGGUCUUUUCCAACCUAAAUGAUUCUGUGAUUCUGUGAAUUUGUAUUGGGUACCCGUGGCAUUAGUCAAACGGUUGGAAUUUUAGUUAAACCUGGUCUUUCUUGUUUCAAGUGUUGCCCAUUGUGGCUACUGCUUUGUUUUACAGGAAGUUAUCUACAGAUUCAGAUAGAUAAAGAAGAGUAACAGAGUGUUAAAAUCAUGCAUUCUUAUUUAGUGCUUUUUCAAAAAAGAAUCAAAUUUAUGCUUUUUAUUCAUAGAUAAAACAUGUUAGGCUUAAAAACAAAAUAGAGACAAACACGAGAAGGCUCAGUUGUGUGGCUCCAUGGUACUGAAGCUGUAUAUCUAGGUGCUUUGUACUCACUGUAAUAUGAAUGUAAUCAAUUUACACUCUGUAACGUUAACAGUUUGCUUCCAUGGUAACUUUUUCUCUAAAAAGGCUUAGAAGGAGCACUGAAAGUCUGAUUGCAAUAGGACUGUAAACAAUAGAGAACAUUCUUUUCUAAUAUGAUUUUAAAUAUGCGGAAGAAAACUAGCUGCCUGACAAACCUGUCUUAAUUUUUGUCUGUGUAUCUAAUGUCAUCCUUUGUUAAGAUAAUAUCUAUUUUUCUUUAUCUGGGAAACUGACUGAAAGAUGGUUAUAGUAUGCUCAGUACGGGAUGCUUACUAAGAAGAGCAAGAAGAGUCUUUGCAAGACUUCCCUGGGCUUAACUUUUAGUUUGCAUAUUGUGGUUUGAAACCUGUGAAGAUCAUUCUCUGGGGAAAAAACAAACCAGCUUGCUUGAACUUACUCAUAUGCAUUUACAUCAGAGAGCAUAUACAAUAUAGAAACAUAUAAAAAUGGCAAUAUUUACUGUUCAUCUAUGCUGAAUGGCCUGAAGCCAUUUUUUUUUUCUCCUAACACAGUUUUAGCUUUGAAAUCAGUUGAUGCAUUGGUCUAUAAAUAUUAAUAAACCUGACUGUUUUGGGUGCUCUUGAA